Symbiodinium natans is the source of this 1242-nucleotide messenger RNA. NCBI's taxonomy places the organism in Eukaryota, Dinophyceae, Suessiales, Symbiodiniaceae. The record is from the annotation of a GenBank genome assembly.
AUGGCAGAGCCGCAGGCAGUGUCGUGGGCUUACACGAUCCCAAUCGACAGCCUGUCGGAAUCUUUCCUGCAAGAUGUGUGCAAAAAUGCUCAGCCUGAGAACACUACGCUCGCAAUCCUCCUAGAUGCAGGCGGUGGGUCAGAGCCCGUAGAAAUGGGACGCUGGCUGUUCCAAGCAAUUGGUUGUCGUCGUCUCUUGCAGGUGCACCUGAAGGACUUCCAAGAGGCGUAUCCUUUCUUAGCAACUGCCUCACGGCUUGGCUUGCCCUCGUACCCCUUAGAAAUCCUGGAGGGGAAGCUGUUCGUGGCUGGCAGAGUAACCCCCGAUGAGACAGCUGUAGAUCAGUUAGGCAUUACGCAUGUUGCAGAUUUGCGUUGCUGGAAAAGCCGCUCCGCUAUGGGGAGCUGCUCGGAGUACAGACAUUUCCCAAUCCAGCGCAAAGAGCAUCUGAAGCCGACCUUGACCCAAGUCCUGCCCUUUGUCUGCGGUGCUUUUGAGGCGGGUGGCCGCGUAAUGCUCCACGCUGAACUUGAAGACGUCAGCAUGUGUCAUGCUGUUGCCAGCAUUGCUGCGUUUCUCAUGCAGGAUUGCCAACUUGACUUGCCAGCAGCCUUGGCGACUGUCCGCAAACAGCUGGCUGGAGAGCAUCUGGACGAUGAUAUGUGCCAGCAGCUGCGAAACAGGUGCUGGACUUUUGGUAGCAUCCACUUGGAAGUGCUUGCGCUGUCAGGCACACACAUGUGCACGCUGGAUGCGGAACCGUUUCUCUCUGUUCAGGAAGUCCAGUCUGAAGUGGAGAAACUCACUGGGAUCCGCCCCUACAUGCAGCGAUUGCUGCUUGGCGAGGGCGAGCUUGAUCAAGAUCGCUGGAGAGCCGUGGUUCAAGACUUUCAUGCUUCUGACCCAGAUGAAAAAUACCGCGUGACGCUCCACCUUGUUCAAUGCAAGGGAGAUGUUUGGGACGCGCUUCGAGACUUGCUGGAAGUUCUGGUGCACAAGUAUGCGAAUGGUCGCCACCUGGAUUUAGUUUUAGCGAAGUUUGAGUCGGUCAAAGAGGAGAUGCAGAACGACGUCCAGGAGGCAGCGUUUAUCCCCAUGCCUGGCAUGUAUGGAGGCGUUUCCGUGGCUUGGCUAGGUGAAUGGGGAAAAGAAGCUUUGGAAAUUAGAACAUCUAGCCGAAUGGAUGAGAACUGGAGCGAUGUCUACCACGUCUCCUCAGACGGCUUCAAGAAGAUGGCAUGA